GCGGGCGCUGAUGGCGCCGGGUCGGCUUCCCUCCCCCUCGUCGCCGCCGCCGCUGUAGCUGAGGGGGCCGGUCAUGGCCAAGAGCCGCGGCGGCGAAGCAGCAGGAGGGGUCGCUUUGGUUUCCGCGAACGGGAUGGCAGCGCCGCCCGACGCUGCCUCAGAGGCGGCCGAGAUGGACGCGAAGCUGCGACGGGACAGCGACUUGCGGAGCUCGGUGGGCGGCGGCAGCAGCAGCGACGGCGGCGAGCGGCGCGUCGACAAGUUCGGCUUCCUCGUGCCGGAGGGCGACGCGCCCGCCAGGGAGGCGCUGCUCGAGGAGGUGCCGCUGGACAAACUAAGGCAGAGGGAAUCUAAGUGGCUGGAUAUGCUGAACAACUGGGACAAAUGGAUGGCUAAGAAGCAUAAAAAGAUCCGGCUGAGAUGCCAGAAGGGGAUCCCACCAUCUUUGCGGGGUCGGGCAUGGCAGUACCUCUCAGGAGCCAAAGUCAAGUUGGAUCAGAAUCCUGGCAAGUUUGAUGAGUUAGAUGUGGCCCCAGGGGAUCCCAAGUGGCUGGAUGUAAUUGAACGUGAUCUCCAUAGGCAGUUUCCAUUCCAUGAAAUGUUUGCUUUCCGUGGAGGCCAUGGCCAACAAGACCUGUUCCGUGUGCUGAAGGCCUACACUCUGUAUCGGCCAGAGGAGGGCUACUGCCAGGCCCAGGCGCCAGUUGCUGCAGUCUUGCUGAUGAAUAUGCCUGCAGAGCAAGCUUUCUGGUGCCUUGUCCAAAUCUGUGAGAAGUACCUUCCUGGCUACUACAGUGAGAAGUUGGAGGCAAUCCAGCUGGAUGGGGAAAUCCUCUUCUCACUGCUGCACAGGGUCUCGCCUGUGGCUUAUAAACACCUCAGCAAGCAGAAGAUUGAUCCCAUCCUGUACAUGACAGAAUGGUUCAUGUGUGCAUUCUCCAGGACCUUGCCAUGGAGCUCUGUGUUGCGUGUCUGGGAUAUGUUUUUCUGUGAAGGGGUUAAGAUCAUCUUCCGAGUGGGCCUCGUGCUGCUGAAACAUACUCUGGGUUCUUCUGAGGAGCUCAAAUCGUGCCAGGGGCAGUAUGAGACUGUGGAGCGGCUGCGGGCACUGAACCCCAAGAUUAUGCAGGAGACCUUCCUUGUCCGAGAGAUCAUAGAGCUGCCCGUGACAGAGCGCCACAUUGAGCGGGAGCACCUGAUCCAGCUGAAGAAAUGGAAGGAGACCCAUGGGGAGCUGCAGUGCAAAUCCCCUCCGCGUUUCCAUGGCGCCAAAGCCAUCAGUGACUCUGAGCCUUACCCUCGCAAGGCCUUGGAGCCCUCUCCCUCUAUCAUCCUCCCACCUGACUCAGCGCUCCCGCCCAAGGGCCGCAAGAACAAAUUGCCAAAGGGAGACAAGAAACAGGACCAAGGAAAGGGCCACCUGGCCAAUGGGCCCAUCCCUGAAGAGAACGGAACUCAGAGUUUGCUGGAGCCAGAGCCCCCCUCCCUCCAGCAGUCAAAGGAGAGCCUCAGUUCACAGGAGAGUGAGGACACCUACCUGUAGACAUGACGGCUGCACAUUCCAGACCUCCCAGCUUGGUCCGAAGCGGCUAGGUCUACGUGGCCCCUGCAGCCAGACUCCUCAGCCAAGGUAGUGGGUGGGUGACUGGGAAGUCGGGGGCAGCUAGUGCCUUGGGGAUACUUGGGAUAAGGUAAGCUAAGGGCUCUUUUCCACGAGUCUUAAUGUUAUGCAACUUGCACCACCCCAGUGGCCAACAGGCAGUAGCCAAAUAUGCUUUUAGUAUCUCAUUAGGAAGAGAGAUACUUGCAGCUGCCCCCUGCUGUCGAGUUCUUCGCUGGUGGGAGUCCAGGGCUUGACUGGCAAUGAAUCAUCCAGAUACAGAACACAGUUUUGCCAUAUGCCUACCCACCACAGUCUGAAUGGCGAGAGUAUUGAUGCACAUUCCACAAGGAAUUCUGGGGAAUUGGCAGAGGUCGAAUCGCUGGCCACAUCCUCUAAUGCAGGUCUGCUUCUCAGUGGAUAGGCCACACCCAUUCCUUGACCUCUUGGCAAGUUUGCCAUUGAAGGUUUCUUUAUUAAAGCAAUCGAGGCUGCUGAAGCUCUCUCGUUGUUGCAUUCCUGUC
This is a messenger RNA of Gekko japonicus, 2124 nucleotides long. It is a transcript of the gene TBC1D10A, whose product is annotated as TBC1 domain family member 10A. Lineage: Eukaryota; Metazoa; Chordata; Lepidosauria; Squamata; Gekkonidae. The transcript is spliced from 9 exons. The record is from RefSeq and is a predicted model, not a curated record. Bases 74 to 1543 code for a protein of 489 amino acids.